Molecule: messenger RNA, 3332 nt
Organism: Pseudogymnoascus verrucosus
Lineage: Eukaryota; Fungi; Ascomycota; Leotiomycetes; Thelebolales; Thelebolaceae
Exons: 1
Coding region: 904-2595 (563 amino acids)
Molecular function (GO): DNA-binding transcription factor activity
Source: RefSeq, a predicted model, not a curated record
CCCUCUCCACUUCAAAUCCUUCGCGCAUUCCCAUCCCUACCAUGCCCAAUCACACCCUACCAGCUCCACAACCGUGAGGCUCUGCUCUAAUCUACGCAUCUUUCCACCCAUCCACCAAUUCAGACACCGGGGGGUCCACCGCCCAACUGCCCACCCCACCCACCGACCCUCGCGCCGCCCCGCCGUCCCUGUCCUGCCCAGGAUAUGUGAGAAAACAAGCAAGAGGAAUUAGAGACCAUCCUGACCGGCCGGCCCAUGAAGAAACACAACAACGACCGCUGUAAACGCCAUGCCCACCCACGCGGGACACGGCACAGCUUCCCAGCAUACUCUAUCCUCCAUUGACAUGCAGGGAUACUUGGGGGGUACAUACACUCAUGUGCAUGCAUGCGUUCUUUGGUGGGUGCCUUUCUUUCCCUUAUGUCCUCUCUCUCUCUCUCUCACUUGCCCUCCAUGGCUCUACACCUCUCUCUCUUCCUUUAAAUCUCCCCCCUCCUCCUCCUUCCUCCUCUUCCCUUCUUUUUUUUUUUGCUCUUCUUCCUUCUUCUCACUAUUAUCAUUCAACCUUAACCAACACCAACACCAACACGCAACAACACGCAUGUAAAGUGGCUAGCUAAGCCUCUUUCACCCAUCACGCCUACACUCCGCCUUGGCCGCCCACAGUCAGUCCGUGACGUCUGAUUCCCCCCAUCCACCGUCUGCCCGGCGAGGCGAAGCAACAUCCCUCCCGCCCUCGUUCCCAAUCCAGCUCCCACACUGGCCGACGCCCUGUCAACCACCCAACACGACGUCACAAAGCUCACCAACAGCCGUCCGUCUAUAUCAUCACUCUCAUCCCGAGCCUUCCCUCUCUUCCCAACAGGCGCCCCUUCCAGGCUCCUACCCACCUACCUACCUGCCAUGGAUUACCAGCCCCAAACCCCAUGGGAACGUUCCCAGAUAUUUGCCUAUAACAACAGUAUGAUGGCCUCCCAGGUCGAUCAGCAAGAGGCUUCCUAUCCCGUGGACCCCAUCAACUGGAUUACCAACCUGGAGCCCGUUCCCGUCCCGCGCGGCCGCUCCCACCCGGAUUCCCAGCAACAGGAGUGGGCUCAGCAGACCCUCGAGCAGUCAAAGGCCUCCUCCUUCGGCAAUAUGCAGAACCGCCAGAACCAGAACCAACAGUACUCUUACCAAGAGGCCCACCAGAACACUUACCCGGCGCCCCAGCAGCUACACACUUCCAACCUCCCCUAUGGAUCUUCGUCGGCGUCGUUCAACCACUGGGCCCCAUCUCCCGGCGCCGAUUCUCGCGAUAGCAGCGCGCUGAGCCCACAGAGCGAGCGCGAUUAUCGCCAGGACAUCUCUCUCGUCUCGUCUCCCUACGCCGCACAUGCUCUCACGCGCUCACACUCCGGUAUCAGCUCUCUCAGUCAUGAAGCUGAGUACUAUGGUGGUGGCGGACAGCAGUUUCAACAGCAGACGAUUCCCAAUAUGUCCCUGAUCCACCCCGAAUUGGACGAGGACCCAACAUUCAGAGGGCGAGAGGAGAUGUUCAUGGACCACGACUCCGGCGAACAAGACACCUCCACUUCCAUGACCACCACCCUCGCCCCCCGCCCACCACCACACUCACACAACCAAUUCCUCCACCCGCACCUCUCCCCCGCGCCCUCCAUCCACAGCCACCACUCCCCGGCCCUCUCAUACACAACCCCCAACCCGCCCGCCCCCCGCCUCACCCCCCACCAAUCCCCAAUGGAAGUCGACGACGCAGACCUAGACGCAGCAUUCGAUCUCGACUCCCCCGUCCCCGCCAACGAUGACACAGACACAGACGGUACAUGGACCCCGCACGCGGCGCGUCGUCUCACCCGCGUCUCUCGCGCCCCGCGACGACGCGGAAGUCGACGCACUGCUGCUUCUGCUGCUGCUCCGACGACGGCGAGGGUGCUGCAGCCGACUUCCGGGUCUGGCGUGACGAAGCGGGGGCGGUCUAAUCCCCACCACCCGUCUUCCUCCUCUGCAGGGCGCACGACUGCGAAUGCAAACCCGACGUUCCCGUGUACUUUUGAGUGGGCGGGGUGUACAUCCGCGUUCGCGUCGAAGAAUGAGUGGAAGAGGCAUGUGGCUAGUAAACAUACAUGUUUCUUCUACUGGGAGUGCCGCGUCGGUUCAUGUUCUGCCCCGGGGCAGUCGGGGAAGUUUAAUCGCAAGGACCUGUUCGCGCAGCAUCUGAGACGUAUGCACGCACCUCCCUCUUCCACCGCCAAAUCCGGCCCGGGGAAAGACGCCUGGGAGAGACGACUAGCUGAGUUACUCGAGGAGGGGAAGAAAAAGGGGAGAGCGCAGAUCAUGAAGACGCACUGUCCCGUUUCCGGGUGCACAGCCGGGUGGGAGGGACCGAGGGCGUGGGAUGAACGGAUGGAACAUGUUGCGAGGCAUUGGGAGAAUGUUAAGGGAAGGGGGGGGGAGGGGUGGUGUGAGAGUGGGGGUGGGGUGUUGGAGUGGGCGGAACGGGAGGGGGUGGUGACGAGGGCGGAGGGGAGUGCGGGGGGGUGGGUGUUGGGGGAGGGGGUAGGGGAGGUGGAUGCUGUUGGGGAGGAGGAGUAGGGGGGUGUAUACAGGUGGAUGGAUGGGUAUCUGGUCACUCAUCUGCCAACAGACGAUCUCAGGCACUAUCACGCACGAUCACGCACUACCACGCACCAACGGCCUUCUGCAUCGCAUCGCAUCGCUUCGCAUCACUUUACGACCCGAUCAUACUUUUCAUGCGCCUCAGCUUUGAGACGGAUGGUUCGCUUGUUAUGUUAUAUACGACCUCGCCUUUCUUACUUUGUAUUUUUCCUUUCGUCAUUCGUCACAUUUGUCAUUUGUUUUUUAUUUUCUUUUGUCGUUGUUUUUGGGAUUUGGAUUUUGGGUUCUGGGUUUCGGGAGAUGGAUGAUGGGACGAUACGUUUUUUACAGACCCCCCCCCCCACCAGCUCUUACGUUGGCGUGAGGGCAUCUGUACAUCCCCCCCCCCGAGGGAAGGGGCCGGAUGAUGGUGAUGAUGAUUAUGGAUAUGGAUAUGGGUAUGGAUAUGGGUAUGGGUAUGCAUGACGGAUAUCAUGAUGCGACAGCGAUUUUUUAUAGAACGGAUGGGUAUUGGAUGGGACAUUGGUAUUGGUAUGGGACAUUGGUAUGGGGGACACAUGGAUUGGGAAUUAUUAUAGACAGGUUGGGAACGGACGGUGCCACUAGGAAAACUCCUGGGGCAAAACAAACAAAGGAUAGACUUGUUUUUUUACUGAUUUUUGUAAUUUUGAUUAGGAGAUACCCCAUCAUUUGAAAUAUAAUUUUUUUUAUAU